GGAAAAUUAUUGCAUGUCUUGAAACUAUAAUCAAUUCUUAGUCUAACAUAUCAUGAAGUGACUUUUAAUCGUCUCUUAUGAGGACAGAGGCGAGGACGAACUGAAGAGGAAGGCUGUUGUUGAAUUGAAAAUUCCUGUCAUAUUCUUCAGUCAAUAAAAGUCAAGAGAUUUCUCUCUCACUCUUUGAUUACCUAGUUCGAUGACAAACUUAUGGCUGGUUCAAGAUAAGAAUAGCUAACGAACGGCCUUCGAGGUCAGGUCGAGGCCGAAUGGAAUCGCUAGAUCAGAGUUUCGACACCUUCGGCACGGCUGGCAUAAUGGACGGCACGGAUAUGUGGUUGCCGCUUAUCAUGGACAAUGCCACGCAUAGCACCAUUGUCGAUGCGGAACUAUCGAGAUUUCCAAAGCCUUUGAGAAUCUUUGCAGCGGUAGUGGCGAUCAUUAUCAUGAUUAUUGGUUUAGCCGGUAAUCUACUAACGAUCGUGGCGUUAUGUAAAUAUCCUAAAGUUCGCAACGUUGCAGCGGCCUUUAUUAUAAGCUUAUGCAUCGCGGACUUUGUAUUCUGUCUGUUGGUGUUGCCGUUCGAUUCAAUCAGAUUCGUCAACGCCAGCUGGGCAGACAUUCGAUUCUUCUGCAUCUUUGUACCCUUUUUACGUUAUGGAAAUGUCGGGGUCAGUCUUCUGUCUGUCGCAGCAAUCACUAUCAAUAGAUAUAUUAUGAUAGCGCAUCAUGAUAUUUAUAACAAGGUUUACACGAAGUAUUGGAUAGCCAUAAUGAUAAUCUUUUGUUGGAUCUUCUCUUAUGGGAUGCAGAUACCUACGCUGGCAGGAGUGUGGGGUAAAUUCGAUUACGAUCCCAAUCUGGAGACCUGCUCCAUCGUCAAAGAUCGUCGUGGUUAUACUUCCAAGACAUUCCUUUUUGUUAUGGGAUUUCUGAUACCCUGCUUAGUGAUCGUUGGCUGUUACGCUAAGAUAUUUUGGGUGGUGCACAAAUCAGAAUCGCGAUUGCGAAAACAUGCUGGAUCGACGAUAAAGUCACCUCAUACGCCCGGAAGGGAUAUCAGGGAACUCAAACAGAAGCGCAGUGAAUGGAGGCUCACAAAGAUGGUACUGGUAAUCUUUCUCAGCUUCCUCGCGUGCUACUUACCGAUCACCAUUGUUAAGGUGGCCGAUGCGGAAGUCAGAUGUCCCGAGUGUCACAUUCUGGGAUAUUUGCUAUUGUACUUCGCUUCAUGCGUGAAUCCAAUCAUCUACGUAAUCAUGAACAAGCAAUACAGGCAAGCGUAUGCCGGUGUGAUUGGCUGCAAGUGGAUAAGGGCGACCUUAACGCCGUACGGCAGCAGUGUGCCGGGUGGUGCCGGCGGUCUUCAGGCCCAUCAGCAUGACUACGCCCAAGGUAACUUCGAGCAACGACACGCGGUAACACUCACCAAGCUCUGACCGAGCGCGCGAGCCUAAGCGACCACUCGCUCACUUUAUUACUCGAAGGAUUUCAGCAAAACGAUGGUAUCGACGGUCUCUAUCGCUAUGAAUCCCGUGAGAAGUUCACAAUUCCAGGAGGAACUGUGAGGUGGACUUCGAGAAAAUGACAAAAGACGUUUCCCGUUACAAAAAGAAGGGAGAAGAAACGGAAGAUGAGAAGAAAAA
Molecule: messenger RNA, 1646 nt
Organism: Atta colombica
Lineage: Eukaryota; Metazoa; Arthropoda; Insecta; Hymenoptera; Formicidae
Gene: moody
Product: G-protein coupled receptor moody
Exons: 9
Coding region: 270-1439 (389 amino acids)
Biological process (GO): G protein-coupled receptor signaling pathway
Cellular component (GO): membrane
Molecular function (GO): G protein-coupled receptor activity
Source: RefSeq, a predicted model, not a curated record